CCCCGCAGUGAGUAAGCGAGGAGACUCUCAUCCAAGGAUCGCACUAAUGGCGGCCGGCAAAUCCGUGCGCUGACAUCAAAUCCAUAACAGAGCGCCGCCUCUUCAAAGACCCACUGAGACAUCUCAGGGAAGGGCGCUAGUAGUCUUGCGCACCAAGAACGGUUUCAGUAGGAGAAGAAGUACUGGGUGAAAUUGUCCAGUUACUUCAGCUGAGACUUUCCUAUUUAAAAAAUGGAUGAACACCCCGGCGGAGGAGGAGUAGGAAUGGGCAGCCCGAGACAGCAGCAAGCGCCGCAGCAGGGGAAUAACAACGUUAAUCCGCAAAUCGGUGGAGGGGGUGGUGCUUUAAUGGUCCAACAACAACAAGAUGAGAUGCCUCGGCCUCAGCAAUACACAAUCCCGGGGAUUUUACACUACAUUCAACACGAAUGGGCCCGUUUCGAAAUGGAAAGGGCUCAUUGGGAAGUGGAGAGGGCCGAGCUCCAGGCUCGAAUAGCAUUCCUCCAGGGGGAAAGGAAGGGUCAAGAAAAUCUAAAGAAUGACUUGGUCAGAAGAAUAAAGAUGUUAGAGUAUGCAUUAAAGCAAGAAAGAGCAAAAUACCAUAAAUUAAAAUAUGGUACUGAACUCAAUCAAGGUGAAGUGAAGAUGCCCAGCUUUGAAUCAGAUACCAAAGACGCAGAGGUCCCCGCCGUUCCUCAGAACAGCCAGUUGACGUGGAAACAGGGCAGACAGCUCCUAAGACAGUAUCUCCAGGAGGUAGGCUACACGGACACGAUACUGGACGUGCGGUCGCAGCGGGUGCGCUCCUUACUGGGCCUGUCGGGCUCGGAGCAGAACGGCUCGGUGGAGAGCAAGAACCUGGAGCAGAUCCUCAACGGCGGCGAGUCUCCCGCCAAGAGAAAGGGACAGGACAUGAAAAGGAAUCCUGGCGAUGUUCUAGAAACGUUUAACUUCUUAGAAAACGCUGACGACAGCGACGAGGAUGAGGACGAGGAAGGCGACAUGAUGGAGGACAUCUCAGACCGGGAGAAGCACAGAAUAAAGAAACACAAAAUCAAGGUGGGUAAUGAGGGUCUGGCGUCCGACUUGCCCGACGACCCAGACACGGAGGAGGCGCUGAAGGAGUUUGACUUCCUGGUGAACGCCGAGGACGGGGAGGGGGCUGGGGAGGCCCGCAGCUCAGGAGACGGCACAGAAUGGGCGGAGCCGCUGCCGUUCCCGUCGGGAGGGGGCAAGUCGUUCCUGCUGGGCUCCGAGGACGGCCUGGAGAGCGUGCUGGGCCUGGGGGACCUGGCAGACCUCACCGUGGCCAACGACGAGGCCGAAUACAGCUAUGAUCUGCCGACCAAUAAGGACGCGUUCAGGAAGACGUGGAACCCCAAGUACACGCUGCGGAGCCACUUUGACGGGGUGCGCGCUCUGGCCUUCCACCCCGUGGAGCCCGUGCUGGUCACCGUCUCCGAGGACCACACGCUCAAGCUGUGGAACCUGCAGAAGACGGUCCCCGCCAAAAAAAGUGCCUCUCUUGAUGUGGAGCCCAUCUACACAUUCAGAGCCCAUGUUGGGCCUGUGCUCUCAUUGGCUGUCAGCUCCAGUGGAGAGCACUGUUUCAGCGGUGGCAUCGACUCCACCAUCCAGUGGUGGAACAUGCCCAGCUCCAACGUCGACCCCUACGACACUUACGACCCCAGUGUUCUGGCAGGCUCUCUGCUCGGGCACACAGACGCAGUCUGGGGCCUGGCCUACAGCGGCAUCAAGAACCGGCUGCUCUCCUGUUCCGCCGAUGGAACCGUGCGGCUCUGGAACCCUACGGAGAAGGAUUCCUGCCUCACCACCUACAAUGUAGAGAAAGAGCACGGAAUCCCCACGGCAGUGGACUUCACAGGCUGUGACCCUGCCCACAUGGUGGCGUCCUUCAACACGGGCAACGCCGUCGUCUACGACCUGGAGACGUCCCAGCCCAUCGUAGUGUUCCCCGCGCAGGGCGAGAGCACUCUGCCUGCCGGUAACCAUAUUAACAAGGUGGUCAGCCACCCCACACUGCCCGUCACGGUCACCGCCCACGAAGACCGGCACAUCAAGUUCUUUGACAACAAAUCGGGGAAACUCAUCCAUGCCAUGGUGGCUCACUUAGACGCUGUCACCUGCUUGGCAGUGGACCCCAAUGGCAUCUACCUGAUGUCAGGAAGCCAUGACAGCUCAGUGCGCCUGUGGAACUUGGACAGCAAGACGUGCGUGCAGGAGAUCACGGCCCAUCGGAAGAAGUCGGACGAGAGCAUAUACGACGUGGCCUUCCACCCGUCCAAGGCCUUCAUCGCCAGCGCCGGGGCAGACGCACUCGCCAAAGUCUUUGUGUAGAGCCGCCUCUUCGUGGGCCAGAGACCUAGAACCCACACACAAACACAUACACACACACACACGCACGCACACACACACAAUACACAGACAGACUUAAGAAACGGACUGCUUCACUGCCUUGUGUAACGGUAGCAUCCCUGAACACUACAACGAAGUCUCCUGCUCCUGUUCCUGUAGCCCUGGCAGAGCUGACGCUCGCGAGGACUUCCGGCUGAAGGGGGAGCGUCCUUUCCAGGGGCGACUGCAGCACCUAUCCCCCCCCCCCCCCCCCCUGUCCCCCCAAAACCCUUCUGUCCAGUUUGACCGGAAAUUCCCCAGACUGGCUAGGGAGAACACACAGACAGACAGACAGACAGACACACAGAAUAACUAAAGUAUUGUUUUAACUGUAAUUUACUGUAAGUUGCAGCUGGGGGGUGGGGGUGGAUUAAGGAAAAAAAAAAAAAACAACGCCAGCUUCUGUAGCCAUUGGAGUUUGUAUAAGCUGGGCAGAAAUCGGUUCUGUAGGGGAACCAUGGAGUGGUUCUCGAAUCAUGUGCUUCAGUAGGUCAUUUUUUUGGACCUUAGAACCCCCUCCCCUCCUCCGCCCUAGGCUGGGUGUGUAGUUCUCGGUCCCAGUCUGACACGUCUCCCCUGCGACUCCUCUUGUAGCAUAAAAAAAAGAAGAGAAUAGUCAUAAACCUCCCCUGUUCAAUCAGCCUCAUACCUUAGCUAUUAGUUUCAUGACAUUUUGUGUAAAAAAAAAAAAAGUAUAUAUAUAUAUAGUUUUUAUAAUCCUUUUUAUAUAAAUAAAGACUGCCAUAACAGCACUGAAAAUUUCAGUUUUUAAUUAAUUGGAGAGGAAGAGCGUUUGACCAUUCAGUCCCCUCCCCCUCCCCGACUCUUCAUCCUGUCCCUGACAUCCUGUCUUCUGCCAGUGCAGGAAGGAUGGCACCCCCAGUCACUCGCUGACUGGAGAACGGAUGCCGGCCAGACUGGGGCCAGGUCCGCUCCGGUCUUCGCCCACUAUCUGGGUCACGUCUCCCUCCGCCCCUGGCUCUUUCUGUUUCCCCGACCCUGACCCAACCCCCUAUCCCCACCCGUGACUGUAGGGCGAGAGAGGCACCCAACAGCUCCUGGCUUCUGGAAGAGCUCUUAAAAAAAAAAAAAAGAUUAUAAAGUUAACUGCAGCAUCCUAUCACUAUGUGAUAUUUUUGUACACCUUCUGUAUUAGAGUUAAUUUAUCACAGGGUUAGACAUCUUUGAGAAAAACAAAAAAACGCUAUCCGUGUAUUUAUUUCAGUUUGGUUAGUCUUAUUCUUUGUCUCAUGAUGAAAGACUGCGGUCGAAGGAUGUCCUUGAGAACGGCUUCCUGCAAAGCGUCAGGAACAGCACUCGUAAAUAGAUGAUUCUAAAGAAAAUGGCGGCUUCUGCACAGUGGAAGAAGCCGCUCCGUGUCGUGACGACAGAUCAGUGCUUUGAAGCAUACGGAGGAACUUUUAUUUUUGGGGUAUUUCUGUUUUUCUUCUUUUUUUUUGUUUGUUUCUUUUAAAUGGAAGGGAUUUGAAUAGCAAACAUCAAAGAUGAAUCAUGGUUCUAAACAUCUUUGGUUUGGUUAUACUUUUCCCUACUUUAUCCUGUAAAACCAUUUUAUUUUCAAACAUGCUACAAUUUAUGGUGUAACUAAAGAUUUUUUUUUUGUUUGUGUAAUGCAUGAUUAAUACAAUAAAGUAUUUUUUCUAGUCUUCCAAAAGGAAAAAAAAAAGUUCUGAUCAGUUUGCGAGUUUUGAUGAGUUUUGUAAGGUUUUUGAUUUACAAACUAUGAAUCCGCAGAUUUUAAAGAUUGUACCACAUAGCAAAAUACCGCUGUUGAAAAGUAAUGUAUAUAAAAUGUCUAUAAUAAAUAUUAAAUGGUGUACCUGUACAUACA
Messenger RNA from Sardina pilchardus (European sardine), 4267 nucleotides. RefSeq names its product striatin, calmodulin binding protein 3 (gene strn3). Gene Ontology annotation, cellular component: dendrite. The coding region runs from base 232 to 2358 and encodes 708 amino acids. NCBI's taxonomy places the organism in Eukaryota, Metazoa, Chordata, Actinopteri, Clupeiformes, Clupeidae. The transcript is spliced from 16 exons. The record is from RefSeq and is a predicted model, not a curated record. Gene Ontology annotation, molecular function: protein phosphatase 2A binding; protein-containing complex binding; armadillo repeat domain binding.